ACAAGUAGUAUCGUCCACUAGCAAAAUGGCCGCUUCGGAACGUUGGUGAAAAUUUUCCAGUGUCUCGAAGAAAAAAAUACAUUUUGUGAUACAAAAUGACGACGAGAAGGAGAAAGAAGGAUGGAGAUGAUACUGCCAAUGGAGCACUACCCAGCGUGUGGACAAGGGCUUUCAAAGCGUCUUCAGAGUGGCCUGAUAAAGAUGAGUUCUUGGAUGUGAUCUAUUGGUACAGGCAAGUCAUUGCACUCAUAGCAGGCUGUAUAUGGGGACUGAUACCGCUGAAAGGCUUUAUAGGAUUAGCUUUGUUUGUUGCCUUGAAUGCAGGCAUCAUGUAUUUAUACUUCAGUUCAUUCCAAGAGGUAGAUGAGGAGGAGUAUGGAGGUGCCUGGGAGAUCACCAAGGAAGGAUUCAUGUCCUCAUUUGCUUUGUUUUUGGUAACCUGGAUCUUGUUCUACUCUGCCAUGCACUUUCCAUAAUAGGAAGGCUCCCAGUGCAUAGGAACAAGUCACAAACAAUAUACAGUGGAAGGGUACUCUCAUUUAGGGCUGGAAAUGAAGGGAGAGGAAGCCGUGAAGAAUUCUUCUUCUACCUGCAAAUUUCUUUGUAGAAAUGAGCUUCAGCUUUACAACAUGAAAUGUAUAGGGAUAAUCUAAAAAAAGAAAAAGCCUUAUGCUUGACCAUGCUUUCUCCAAAAUGUAGACUCUGCAAUUGAUAUCUUUAAGUUGUUUUCAUAAUGACCUUUGAAGAUAGACUCUACUAUUUGUAGAGGCUCGAUGUUCCCUCAACCAAUACGUUGGAAAUUACAGACACUAACCUUGUUUACUUUUAUCAAUUACAAAACAUGAGGCUGUUACAUGAGAAAUUUUCAGCUCUCUCUUACUACUGUGUAGAUAGCAUUGUCUGUAUUCAAAAUUGGUGUUUUUUCUUCAUCUAAGUGUAAUGUGUCACAUAGUGAUGAAGUAAAGCAAUAAAAUUUCCCACCUUGCAUUCAUCCACUAAUGAGAACUAACUCCAUGCCAUUGCCAGUACAACUGUACAAUACCCAGACUUUGAUAUGUAACCAAAACCCAACAGCACAUGUAAGAUUGCCAAUGUUUUUUUGUAGACACUAGUACAUUAUCAGGGAGAAGGAUUAUCAUGUUGAAUUCUCAGUAUGCAUGUUCAUCAUGUUUUUCUCAUAGGAAAAUGCCCAUCAGGCAUACCCAAUUAUUGAUGCUGAAAUCAUCUGGCUGCCAACUCAUACUACAGCGUGCUACAUUUAUUUUUUUCUAAGGGUUGAGAAUGGCCAACGUGUCAAGUAACUUUCAAAACAUCAUUUCAAAAGGAUUACACUUUUUCUUACUGGUACACAAUUCUUAGUUUCCAUCCAAUGGUAACCUCCUUUGCGGCCACCCAUGUUUGCUGUCAAUUAUUGUAGGGGGAGUACUGAAUAGUGGGUGCAAACAAAACCUUCCCAGCACAAGACCCUGGCCGGUAUGUUGAAAAUCGAGAAUCAGCGCUCCCCUAACAAUAACAGCCAGCACUCAUGGAAGGCUGUGAAGCAAGCUACUAACAGUGUGGUCACCCUCAUGCCAUCCACACUUGUGAGUCUGUGAAUGUAUAAUGUUUAUGAAAUACCAAUUAGCAUGUGCCUUGAUUCAUGUUAUGUAGCCUUCUUCCAUUGAGUAUUAAUUCUGCAUCUUCUGUGACUAUAAACUGUCAGGUUGAUUACUCCAUUGGAUAGCAGUAUAUAUAGCAAUUAUAAUGAUGUUUCUUUAAGACAUGUUACCAGCUACAUCUUGUACAGACAAUUUUAGAGUUGUGUCAAUUCAAAUGAAUAUUGUUACAGGAAAGUUUUGCUUGCCUUGUGUAUAUGAGCCAAAAUGACAGCAUGAACAGAUCUACUGUUUCCCCUUCCCAGGAAUGGGCAACCUCUGUUGAAAAUUUACAAUGAAACUGCUGUAAGAUAGCAUACUUAUUAAAAGGUCAACCUAUGUAGUGAAUGUCAUUGGUUACUACUUGCUUGUGUUACACAAUCUCCUGCUGCCAGGGACUAACUGGGAGCGAUAUGUAGUCAGGCUGUGUUACACCUUCUAUGUGACGUUUUAAUCUAAUUUUGAAAUGAUAAUAAAAUUCAUUCAGAAGCUGA
Branchiostoma floridae (Florida lancelet) is the source of this 2128-nucleotide messenger RNA. RefSeq names its product respirasome Complex Assembly Factor 1-like. The record is from RefSeq and is a predicted model, not a curated record. The coding region runs from base 96 to 476 and encodes 126 amino acids. The transcript has 4 exons. NCBI's taxonomy places the organism in Eukaryota, Metazoa, Chordata, Leptocardii, Amphioxiformes, Branchiostomatidae. Gene Ontology annotation, biological process: mitochondrial respirasome assembly.